Molecule: messenger RNA, 1903 nt
Organism: Trematosphaeria pertusa
Lineage: Eukaryota; Fungi; Ascomycota; Dothideomycetes; Pleosporales; Trematosphaeriaceae
Exons: 5
Coding region: 82-1803 (573 amino acids)
Source: RefSeq, a predicted model, not a curated record
AUAGUUUUGCCAUAACCAGUGUCUUACACAUGGGGCAACCAACAGGCCAGCGACGAGGCCACCAUUGUUUCUCCUGGCAGAAUGGAGGUUCUCGGAAGCACGUCACGCAUACUCCAUAUACGUCCGAACCUUCACCAUGCCCUGAAACAUCUCAGGCAGACGGAUACAGCUCGAACAUUGUGGAUUGACGCUUUGUGCAUCAAUCAGGAAGAUAUCGAAGAGCGAAAUGUCCAAGUUAAGAGAAUGGCCAGUAUCUAUAAGCUCGCCUACAGAGUCGUCGUUUGGCUUGGCCCCACAUCGCCUGACCAGUCAAACGAGUGGGCACUCGGCAUUCUCCAAAAGCUUGGAGAACAGACAGAGUACACGAGAGAUUAUUACAUAAUGGCAUCGCCAACUGCAAAAGGCGCUUCAUGGGACCGUGAAGUACCGAUAUCACUGUCCGAGCAAGACCUCACGGCUAUACGGCAUAUCCUCGAACGGCCGUGGUGGGACAGACUUUGGAUCUGGCAGGAAAUCCAUCUAGGCAGCCCCCGAUCCGUAGCACAGUGCGGAUCAAGCUCCAUAUCUUGGUACAGUCUCCGACGUGCCCUUCAGAACCUUCAUCUGAGAGGAGAAGCCGAAUUUGGUCAAUUUCUACCAGAAAGCCUCCGAUCAUCGCGUGCUUUUUUCUCUCGAAACCAAUUGCACGACUUAGAGACACUCCUGGAGCGCACCAAACUUGCAAAGUUCUCCGUAGGCCACGACCGGAUCUUCGCACUUUUUGGAUUCCUAGAUCCCGCCUUUGUGGCUCGCAUCAAUGCCGACUACGCUCUGCCCGUUGAGCAUCUUUUCAAAGAUGUUUGUCGCGCAUGGAAUGCCCAUAACGGCGAAAUAUACUUUUUGGAUUUUUGCGAGCCUCCGGAAGAGGCCUGUGAUUCUACAGAGAUGGAUUUGCCGUCAUGGGUUCCGAAUUGGCUUAGAUGCUCCGAUUUAGAGGGAUUCAAACCAGGAUUCGCCUCUGGUACGGCUGGUAGUGGAUCAGUUACAUUCACCGAUAGGGAACUGCUUGUGUAUGGCGUAAAAUGCGCAACAGUGGAAGAAGUUGGUGCCCCAGCACCGCUCCAAGGCAGCAUUAAGCCUGUACUGCGGAUGUGGAAGCAGCUUGUAAGGCAUUGCACGACAGAUUGUACGAGGUCGGAUUAUUCUGAGGAUUUCAUCGCGACCUUGCAAUGUGGGGAAACGAAGGUCAUGUUCCCAGAUAUUGCCGCCUUCCCUAGCAUCCAUGACUGUUUAGAGUCAUUCUACUUGGAAGAGUCAGAGCCUCUGACUUCGGACUGCAUCAGAGGUCGGUCAUUCUUCCGGUCCAGUGUAGACCAUUACGGCAUCUGUCCGCCGGGGACCAAAGCUGGUGAUGUCGUUUGCGUUCUUCUUGGACUCGACUAUCCCAUAAUGCUCCGACCAUCAACGGAGAGUGUCGGGGGUUAUCGAGUACUCGGGCUAGCCUACGUACAUGGCUUGAUGAACGCUGAGGCGCUGCUUGGCCCAUUGCCUAUCGCCUGGCGAGGUCACUAUGACGAUGACUGGGAGGGAGUUCCGCUGCAGGCAUUCACUGAUCCCCAAAUCGGCAAGGUCGUCUACGACGACCCACGUCUCGGCGCACUGCCGGAGGAUUGGGAGUUCAAAGCGGCGUAUGAGCCCGAGGCUCCCGCGAUAAGAUGGUUCAAGAACCGGAAAACGGGUCGCAUAACAAGGCGUGAUCCAAGGCUGUUACCUGAUGCACUCCGAAGUUGCGGUACUCCCAUUCAAGAGUUGCGUCUGGUCUAAGACGAAUGCCUCCUCGCUACUAAACGACCCCGUCAUCCUUCAGAUUGAACGCCGUUCGACCUCUCCUCGCUCGCCCACAAGGAGGCUGCGCAAAGACCGA